Messenger RNA from Dracunculus medinensis (Guinea worm), 399 nucleotides. NCBI's taxonomy places the organism in Eukaryota, Metazoa, Nematoda, Chromadorea, Rhabditida, Dracunculidae. The record is from the annotation of a GenBank genome assembly.
AUGUCCGGCUGGGAUGCUUAUAUAAAGAAUUUGCUCUCAGCAAGCAGUAGCAUUCGACGAGCGGCAAUAAUUGGCUAUCCAGAUGGUGCAGUAUGGGCAAGGUCUGAAGGAUCUGGCGAAUUUAAAGCAACAGAUAGUGAGCUAAAAAAAUUUGUCAGCCUUUAUGAUAAUAUCGAGAAAGUGCCCUCAGUAGGAUGUGAUUUGGAAGGUAUUCAUUAUAUCGUACCUCGGUCAGAAGAUAAUCUAAUUUUUGGUAAACGAGAUAAAACCGGUAUCUUUGCAGCUAAAACAAAGUCAGCUGUUCUUAUUGCUUGUUAUGAAGGAGAUACUGCUGCCGGCUCAGAAGCUCGUGUUGCUGUGGAAGAUCUUGCAAAAUAUCUUUCUGGAUUGGGAUACUAA